UACAAAAAAACUUGGUAUGCCAAGGAAAAGGCCAUUGCAAACAGGUUCGGACAAUGGGACGACUCUUUCAAGGAGAUUUGCAAUUUUAUGACGAAUGUCACCGUUGCUAAUCCCAGGACAGUCUGGCAUGCCACCGGUAAUUUUUUUAAAAAUUUCGACUAUUAAAAAUAUGUUCGAUUUAAUAAUUACUAAUAACGGUGUAUGCACAGGUACACCAAUUGAAAACAAUCCACAAUUCAGAACUUUCAAGCAUAUGUUUUGGACUUACGAGCCAGUGGUGAAGGGUUUUCAGUAUUGCAAGCCUGUGGUGUACAUCGACGGCACCCACACAUAUGGAAAAUACGAAAUGACUUUGCUGAUUGCUUCUGCAAUUGAAGGGAACAAUCACAUCAUGCCGAUAGCUUUUGCAAUUGUGAAGUCAGAAACUGCCGCAUCCUGGAGGUAUUUCAUGAGGAUGUUGAAGAGGUAUGUUUUGGGUGAGCGAAAGGUGUGUAUCAUAUCUGAUCGCGGCUCCGGUAUUAUGAGUGCCAUGGAGGGCCCUGAGUGGGGGGGUGAUACCCACAAGUGGUGUAUUAGACACCUAGUGAGCAACUUCCACAAUGCCUUCAAGAAAAAAUAUCUCAAAAAGCUUGCUGAAAAAGCUGGACGCGCAUACCAAGAGCAUAAAAGAGAUCGGUACAUGUCAUUGAUAGAGGCGGAUUCACCUGAGGGUUAUGCGUAUCUUGACCGCCUUGAUGUUACAAAAUGGAGCAUGAGUGGCGACACGUCUGGAAUGCGGCAUGGUGUGAUGACAACAAACUACGCUGAGUCGGUCAACGCGAUGUUAAAGAACAUUCGGGGGCUCCCUAUCACAGCCAUGUUGGAAGCAAUAUUUAACAAGGUCAACUCCGUGUUCAUCAAGCAUGUGAACGACUACAAAAUGUGGUUGGCAUCCGGUUUCAUGUGGACCCCAGUCUGUGCACACAGAAUGGAGACUUGGGAAAAUAAGUCAAGGACUCAUACGGCUUCACAGUUCAACGUUGCACAGAAGGUAUUCAAUGUCUUGACCCAGUUGGACAAUGUAAGACAAAAGGGUGGCAAUACACAACAAGUUCGUCUACUGGACGGGACAUGCACCUGUGGAAAAUUUCAACAGUGGAAAAUUCCGUGCUCCCAUGCGAUAGCUGCCUGCAACCAAUACGGAGAGAACUACCGUGACUACAUUUCAUGGUAUUACAAAUGCGAGUACGGAAUCUUAGCGUGGAGCUCUGUUUCAUUUGAACCCUUAUGGAAUCGAAAGCGUUGGAUAAAUUCCACUGAAAUUCCAUUUGUUCCUAACAGACAGUGGAUGAGAAAGAAGGGUAGGCCGGUUGAGAGUAGGCGUAGGAAUGAAAUGGACCAGACAUUUAGGGACAGGCGGAAUAGCAACUACUGUAGAAGAUGUCUUACAUAUGGUCAUAACCUUAGUUCAUGUCCUUUUAGAGUUCAGUGAUGUGAGAAUUUCUGUUUCCAUUUAUCAUGUACUAAGGAUGUUGUAAUUCCAUUUGUGUUCUAUUAAAAUUGAAAAUCUGGCAGCUCA
Molecule: messenger RNA, 1558 nt
Organism: Mercurialis annua (annual mercury)
Lineage: Eukaryota; Viridiplantae; Streptophyta; Magnoliopsida; Malpighiales; Euphorbiaceae
Exons: 2
Coding region: 95-1471 (458 amino acids)
Molecular function (GO): zinc ion binding
Source: RefSeq, a predicted model, not a curated record